Orycteropus afer afer is the source of this 1358-nucleotide messenger RNA. RefSeq names its product arginase 2 (gene ARG2). The record is from RefSeq and is a predicted model, not a curated record. Gene Ontology annotation, cellular component: cytoplasm; mitochondrion. Lineage: Eukaryota; Metazoa; Chordata; Mammalia; Tubulidentata; Orycteropodidae. Gene Ontology annotation, molecular function: arginase activity; manganese ion binding.
AGCAGCUGUCGCGGCCACAGUGCGUUGCUAAUUAUGUCUCUGAGGAGCAGCCUCUUGCGUUUCCUCCCCACUCAAGUGCAUUCUGUCCUGAAGAAAUCCGUCCACUCCGUAUCUGUGAUAGGAGCUCCAUUUGCACAGGGACAGAAAAGAAAAGGAGUGGAAUAUGGUCCAGCUGCUGUAAGAGAAGCUGGCUUGAUGAAAAGGCUUUCCAAUUUAGGCUGCCACCUAAAGGACUUUGGAGAUUUGAAUUUUACUCCAGUUCCCAAAGAUGAUCUCUACAACAACCUGAUAGUGAAUCCACGCUCAGUAGGCUUUGCCAACCAAGAACUGGCUGAAGUGGUUAGUAGAGCUGUGUCAGAUGGCUACAGCUGCAUCACGGUGGGGGGAGACCACAGCCUGGCAAUUGGAACCAUUAGUGGCCACGCCCGGCACUGCCCGGACCUUUGUGUCAUCUGGGUUGACGCCCAUGCUGAUAUCAAUACCCCGCUUACCACUUCAUCUGGAAAUCUCCAUGGACAGCCAGUUUCAUUCCUCCUCAGAGAACUACAGGACAAGGUACCACAACUCCCAGGGUUUUCCUGGCUCAAACCUUGUAUCUCUUCACCAGAUAUUGUGUAUAUUGGUCUAAGAGAUGUGGACCCUCCUGAACAUUUUAUUUUAAAGAACUAUGAUAUCCAGUAUUUUUCCAUGAGGGACAUUGAUCGACUUGGUAUCCAGAAGGUCAUGGAACAGACCUUCGAUCUGCUGAUUGGCAAAAGACAAAGGCCAAUCCAUUUGAGUUUUGAUAUUGAUGCAUUUGACCCUACACUGGCUCCAGCCACAGGAACCCCUGUUGCAGGGGGACUGACCUAUCGAGAAGGCAUGUACAUUACUGAGGAAAUACAUAAUACUGGGUUGCUGUCGGCACUGGAUCUUGUUGAAGUCAAUCCUCAGUUGGCCGCUUCAGAGGAAGAGGUGAAGGCUACAGCUGGCCUGGCGGUGGAUGUCAUUGCUUCAAGUUUUGGUCAGACAAGGGAAGGAGGGCAUGUUGUCUAUGACCAACUUCCUACGCCCAGUUCACCAGAUGAAUCAGAAAGCAAAGAAUGUGUGAGAAUUUAGGGACUCUGCUAUGUGUCGAGAGGUGUUUCACAAUGGGCAUUCCAGAAGCAUGGAGGACAGAUACUAAAUCAUUGUCCAGGUCAACAUCGCCUUAAUGAGAACAUUUGAGCACUCUUAUAUAUAAGUUUCUCCUUUCCAUUUCAGUGACCAAUACUAGUACUGUAAAUGUAUGUUUUUUUUUGAAGUUCACAGGAUGUUAAUAUACUGGAGUACUAUGUAAAUUUAAAGAAGUCAUAAACAGCAUUUAUUACCUUGGUAUA